AGAUCUUCCUCGAGAACGUCAUCCGCGACGCCGUCACCUACACCGAGCAUGCCCGCCGCAAGACCGUCACCGCCAUGGACGUCGUCUACGCCCUCAAGCGCCAGGGCCGUACCCUCUAUGGCUUUGGCGGCUGAGAUCCAUCCAUUCCGUGGUUAUUUUUUAGAACUCUUUUAGGGUUUUGGGCUCUUCUUAUGUGAGUGAGAUGCGGCAAGUUAUUGCUCUGAAUCUGGAAUGGAAAUAUUAAGUUCGAUUUCAUCUUAUUAUGAAAUGUAGAAGAAGAAAAAGAAGAAAAAAAAAAUCGAAUCUUGCCAUCCAGUGAUGUGAUUAUUUGUCGAUGCUCGUCAGUUUAUUAUAUAUGGUUAUGUUUCAAUUCAA
Messenger RNA from Elaeis guineensis (African oil palm), 375 nucleotides. NCBI's taxonomy places the organism in Eukaryota, Viridiplantae, Streptophyta, Magnoliopsida, Arecales, Arecaceae. The record is from RefSeq and is a predicted model, not a curated record.